CAGUUUUAGUGGGGGUUUGGCAAAAAUAAUUUGGUAACACUGUAUUUCAUCUACGACUCGCUCCAUGGACAGAAAUAAAUUAAAAAAAAAAAAUCUACGACUCGCUCGGGUUUCGAAGUGUGCUGUGAUUUGCUUGUUGAAUUUUCUUUGUUUUUAUUAGUUUUCGUUAAUGUAAAUCAACUCUGUGAAUAUUUUCUUCAUAAUCAUGAAAAAAGGAUAUAAAGUCACUGAUGUUCAACGAGAAAAGAAGAUUGGCGUGGCCGCAGAAAAUUUGAAAGAGUUAAUUGAAAAGUCGCGUAAAAAGUUAGAAUUCAAUGUCAGCUACGCCGAAUGCCGCCUCUUUGUAGCGGAGGAUGGAACACUGGUCGACGACGAUGAAUAUUUGAGUACAUUACCACCACAAACACUUUUCAUAUUGCUUAAAAAAUCUGAAAAUAUGAUAACUGAUUUCGACUACUACUACAAUAUGAUUCGCUCUACAAAAAAAGAGUAUCUAGAGACAGGAGCUGCAGCUAAACAGUUUCUUAGUAUCAACAUGAAAGAGAAGUUCAAGGUGUUUCAGAGGUAUAUAGCAUCAGCUGAUGAUUCACACACAAUACUCAGUGAACGUUCGGAAGACCCUGGGUGGUUUGAAGGAUUAGAGCGCAGUGAAAAAACAAAGGAGCAGUCAAUGUCGAAACGCGUAAAGGAGCGAAUGCGUGGAUAUUAUUACAAGACAAAGUCGGCUCUACAGUCUUCAGAUAUUUACGUGUACUCAAAAAAUGUACGUGGUAAGAAAUUAAUCGAUCAAUUUCUGUCGGAGCUUCGCAAGUUACUAGAAACCAACAAAUAUAAUGAAACGUAUUUUAAUCGCAAAGCUGAACAAAGCUCACGGCUCUGCGAUGAGAAAGGAGAAUUUCGAUGCGGCGGUCCGUGGAAUGCCCGCAACUGCACAUAUGAAGGAGAACAUAUCAUCAAUCCGUACAGGAGUCGCGAAGAGCGGAUCAUAUUCCAAACUUGGAACUUAGAUCACAAAGUAGAGUUGUCUCGGUCAAUUGUACCAAAGAUACUAGAAGCACUAACAAGUUUGUACAAUGGUGAUAUACACUGCGUUUCGUGUGAUAAAUAUACUAAAUCGGGUGGUAUAGAAACGGAUAGAUAUUUCCUCCAGAUAUUUACGCGAGAGAACCUGAAGCUCGUGCACAUUGUGUGCCAUUACAAAGGUAAACAUGAUGCUCAGUCAGCUGUGUUUACGGUAUGUAAGGAUUGCUUUGGUGGCCACACUCUUGAAUAUUAAUAAAGUAAAUAAGCAACAAUCACAUAAUAAUAUAUAAUGUUUUAUAUUUACAUGCAAUAUAUUUUUCUGCAUUAUUAUGCUACUUUAAAAAUGAUGACCUGUGAUAGGUAAAACAUUCGAGAAUUGAAAUUUACAAAUCAAUUUAUUUUAUUAAUUAUAUUAUGCUUGAGUAACAUUAUACACCUGUUAAUUAGGUUCUCUUAAGAACUAAACAAUUUUUCUUUAUGUCUUUUAUAUUUAAAACUCACUAUAACAACAAUCAUGAUAAAGGUGCAACAUAGCAUAUUUUGACAUAAACUGUUAGAUAUUUAUUGUGAGUUUUUAUUAAAAUUUUCAUAGUGUCUUUGUAUAGUGUAUUGAUAUUGUAGUCUUUUUAAUGUAGUUACUAUAACCAGUUUUAAAAUGUUGUUGUUGUGAUUGUUUCAAAGUUAAAAGAUUUAUUCUAUUCCUUGAUUGAUCUCCUAUGCCCUUCAAUUAAGCAUAAGCAUACCAUUAAUUCCUAAGUUUAUAUAGUUUUGUAAAGUAAAUACACAAUGUAUGAAUAUUUUGUAUCCAAUCAUAUAAGUGGUCCGAUCCAAAAAAAACUUGAGAAUGACAUUUUAAGCUAUGUUUUAAGAUAAGUUUUUCAGUAAGUAGGUUGUUAUUUUAAUAAUGCCAGUAAAAUUGAUACACUAAAAUUUUAAUUAAUUUUAAAAUUUCAAAUUCUUCAAAUUAGUAUGUGUAAUACUGUCACCAAAUUGGGCGUAUUUGUCAAAAUAUAUUCGGUUUUUGGACCAAGCAA
Molecule: messenger RNA, 2057 nt
Organism: Manduca sexta (tobacco hornworm)
Lineage: Eukaryota; Metazoa; Arthropoda; Insecta; Lepidoptera; Sphingidae
Gene: Drep4
Product: DNA fragmentation factor subunit beta
Exons: 4
Coding region: 206-1276 (356 amino acids)
Biological process (GO): apoptotic process; apoptotic DNA fragmentation
Cellular component (GO): nucleus; cytoplasm
Molecular function (GO): DNA endonuclease activity
Source: RefSeq, a predicted model, not a curated record